AUCUACAAGCUGGUGUGGCCUGACCUUGUCAUGUUUCUGCUCGUUUACUACACCCUUAGUUUCAUCUACAGGUUCUCCCUGGAUCCAGACCAAAAGAAGAUGAGCGUGGGCGCGUGAUGCUUCGGACAAUAAUGAGGUAUAUCUGACUCUGUCUCACCAUGUUAUUCACCAUGAACUCUUGAGGAGUAAAGAAAUUAUUUCCAACAAUGGACCACUUUUUUGAAGCUGGUCUUCUUAACAAAAAUUAAAAGCCCAUGAAGAAUUCUGUGGACUAUGCUUAUCCAAAGCUCUCUAAACACUGGCUGCCCAUUACAUGGGCUGCCAACAUAACGACUAGAGCCAGACUCGAUCAAAAGAUUCACAAUGAUGUUGCAGCGAAGACUAUCAUCGACGAACUGAACAAGUUUCGUGGACAGUGCGGCCUUUUGCUAAGCUAUGACUCCAUCAGUGUGCCCCUGGUGUAUACUCAGGUGGUGACACUGGCUGUGUACACAUAUUUUAUAACAUGCAUCAUGGGACGACAGUGGGUAGAAGGAAUAGAUGAAAAUCUGCAGAAACAAAGGAACUCCAUUGAUUUGUACUUCCCUAUCUUCACAACAUUACAGUUCUUCUUCUACAUGGGAUGGCUGAAAGUGGCAGAGAGUUUAAUUAAUCCAUUUGGAGAAGAUGAUGAUGAUUUUGAAGUAAACUGGCUGGUAGACAGGAACCUACAGCAUCCUUAUAAGUUAAUUUUUUCCAUCCAGCUGUACAUCUCAAGAAGGGCAGAACAGAUUGUCAUGAUAUUUGGAAUGAGUAGUAUGCCAUGAUCCUAUUUUCUACAAUCAAUAAUACCAAUGUGAUGAAAGCUA
Zootermopsis nevadensis is the source of this 848-nucleotide messenger RNA. Lineage: Eukaryota; Metazoa; Arthropoda; Insecta; Blattodea; Termopsidae. The record is from RefSeq and is a predicted model, not a curated record.